GGAAAUAAGGGGAUCAAAGUACCUGGACGACCAAACCAUAACAGAGAGUCAUUUACAUCUGCUGAAAUCAGUGCAAACAAAACUGACCCUCCUGGAGUUCAUGUGAACCGACUCCCUUCUACAAGUUCAGGCACCUUAAGCAGCUCAGCUUCUGUGCAGGGAUCACACAAUAUUGAGAUGCCAACUUCUGUAAAUGGUUCAUGUGGGGUUCAGGGUGGCCCUAUAUCCCACAUCAAAAACAACUCAUCUAUGCCUCUAAAUUCUGCUCCUUGUCAAGAAUCAGUCACCAAAGACCAGCCAGUGGACCCUUCCUCAUCAUUGGUCCAUGUGAAGCAGGAAUCGAUUGAUCAAAGUUUCGACCAGGCACAGGAGCCUUGUUCUUUGGUUCAGCAAGGCAUGUCUGAUGCUCCAAUGAAACAGAGCAUUGGUAACCCAAUGAGGUCAAAUGAUGACUUGGAAAAGCAGUCUUCUAAAAUGUUUUCAUCCACAUCUACCACACAUGCAAGCUUUGUUUCUCCUUUAAUGACAAAACAGCUGGACUCUAGCACAAUGGUUAAAUUCCCUCCCCCGUCUGGGACCAUUCCCACAAGUGCUAGUGUUAGGACGACACCCAAAAUGCCUUGUCAGAAGAAACCUCUUGAGGCACAAGGUUCUUCGCUGCCACCAUCGAGCAAGAAGCAAAAAGUGCGUGGGACUUGUAAAGAUCGAAGUAUUGAGAAGUUUAAUGAUGUCACUGCACUCAGUGGCAUCAAUCUUGUGGAAGAGGAGAAUAAACUAUUAUCUUCUGAGCCUAAAAAGGACGGUCAGGUGUCUAAAGCAUCUCGACGAGUUGUGCUUGAAGAGGAAGAAAGAACGAUUUUGCAGAAAGUUCCACUGCAGAGAAAGCUGGCAGAAAUUAUGGCAAAAAGUGGCGUAAAGCAUAUAAACGUUGAUGUCGAGCGGUGCUUGUCUCUGUGCGUGGAGGAAAGGAUGCGUGGACUGUUGUCUAAUAUAAUCCGAAUAUCAAAGCAGCGGACUGAUGCUGAGAAGGGUAGAAAUCGGACUUGUAUCACAUCUGACAUUCGGAAACAAAUUAACGAAAUGAAUCAGAAGGUGAAAGAGGAAUGGGAAAGGAAACAUGGUGGAGAAGAAAAGCUUACGAAUGAAAAAAAUGAUACUGCAAAAGAAGAUGAUUGUUCAGAACAAGUGAAGGCAAACAAGAAGAAAGAAGACGAAAAGAGAGCUAACGCUGCAAAUGUUGCUGCCCUUGCAUCCAUUGGAGGAGAUAAUCCCUUUUUAAAAUGGAAACUUAUGGCAGAAGCACGUCAGAAGUCUUCUUCAGGGGCAGAAAGAAACGUUAAGAAACCUUCUGAUGAAACAGGUGAUAGAAGAUUUGGGAAGAGCAAAGGUUCACCGAAAGUGGUCCGGUCAAUCUCUGUGAAGGAUGUGAUUGCUGUGGUGGAAAGUGAGCCUCAGAUGUCUAGAUCGACGCUAUUGUAUCGCUUAUACAAUAGAAUCUCUGAUGUUCCAACACAAGAGAAGACAUAG
This is a messenger RNA of Thlaspi arvense, 1527 nucleotides long. The record is from the annotation of a GenBank genome assembly. NCBI's taxonomy places the organism in Eukaryota, Viridiplantae, Streptophyta, Magnoliopsida, Brassicales, Brassicaceae.